AUGUCCAGCGAACAAUUUGACAACGUACUUUUUUCGCUAGCUCAGCAACUUCCAGGAGGAGUUCCUCAGCUUCUUGAUGUUAUUUUCGAAUUUCUUUCGAGAAAGACCGAUUUUUACAGUGGUGCUGGGAUUGAACAAGCAAAAACACUGCUUCUCGAAAAGUUUGAUAAGCACAGCAUCAAAGCUUUAAAAGAAGCUGAAGAGGCUAAAAAACGAAAAGAAGAACAAGAAAGAAAAUUGGCUGAAAGAAGGGCUGCUCAAAAAGCAAAAGAAGAGGAAGAAUUCAGAAAUUCAUCGAAGGUUGUUGAAAUAACCGAUGAGGAAGCUGCUGAAUUCGAAAGAGCUAAAAAUCAAUCAACCUCUGCUUCUGUGAAUGGUUCUUCCAGUGGAACCUCACAAUCUGAUGAGAAAAAAGACGAUGAGGAUGAGGAAGAUAGCAGUCUGAUGAAACCGAAUUCUGGAAACGGCGCUGAUUUAGAAAAAUUUCAAUGGACACAAACAUUGCAAGAAGUUGAAGUUCGAAUUCCAUUGAAUGCCUCGUUUUCAGUUAGAAGUAGAGAUGUUGUUGUGAAAAUUGAGAAAACCAAAGUGUCUGUUGGACUUAAGGGUCAAACACCGAUUGUUGAAGGAAAUUAUCGAGCACCGGUAAGAAUUAAAGAUUGAGUGAUGGGAAAAAAAGAAAUUAAAAUUUACAGAUCAAAGUUGACAAUUCAAGUUGGGUUAUUGAUAAUGGAAAAGCUAUUGUUCUAACAUUGGAAAAAGUGAAUGAUAUGGAAUGGUGGAAUCGUUUCCUUGAAACGGAUCCAGCUAUCAAUACCAAGAAAGUUCAACCAGAAAAUUCGAAAUUGAGUGAUUUGGAUGGAGAAACAAGAGCGAUGGUUGAGAAAAUGAUGUAUGAUCAGAGACAAAAAGAAAUGGGUUUACCAACUUCUGAUGAGAAAAAGAAACAAGAUGUUCUCAAAAAGUAAGUUCCUCACUAUAUUUUUAGACAUGGUGUAAUAUUACAAUUUUCAGAUUCAUGGAACAACAUCCUGAAAUGGACUUCUCAAAUGCAAAAAUCAAUUGA
This is a messenger RNA of Caenorhabditis angaria, 1066 nucleotides long. The record is from the annotation of a GenBank genome assembly. Lineage: Eukaryota; Metazoa; Nematoda; Chromadorea; Rhabditida; Rhabditidae.